Molecule: messenger RNA, 4868 nt
Organism: Pungitius pungitius (ninespine stickleback)
Lineage: Eukaryota; Metazoa; Chordata; Actinopteri; Perciformes; Gasterosteidae
Gene: npepps
Product: aminopeptidase puromycin sensitive
Exons: 23
Coding region: 52-2847 (931 amino acids)
Biological process (GO): peptide catabolic process; proteolysis
Cellular component (GO): cytoplasm
Molecular function (GO): peptide binding; zinc ion binding; metalloaminopeptidase activity
Source: RefSeq, a predicted model, not a curated record
GUUUGGGCUGUGAGCGGAGGGGGGGGGGAAGUGCUGCGAGGGCUCCAGUUGAUGUUGCUGCUCCUGGGCCGCAGGGUUCCGCUGUCAUUCGUACACAGACUCACUACCUGCCGUCCAGCGUCGAGGCCCGUCCUGCUGCGCGCAGCGUUAUUGAAACUCACAAAGACAACUGGAGCCUCGCACAGAACCGUGUUCGUAAACGCCACUGGCCAACACACAGGAACCAUGCCCGAAAGGAGGCCCUUCGUACGGUUACCAGCUGACGUUUACCCCGUCAACUAUGGCUUGUGCCUGAAGCCCGACCUCAUCGACUUCACCUUCGAAGGCAAGCUGGAGGCGCUGGUGGAGGUUACACAAGCCACAAAUCAGAUUGUGAUGAACUGUGCCGACAUCGACAUCAUCACGGCGUCCUUCGUACCGCCGGGGGGCGAUGAAAUUAACGCCACGGGAUUCAACUAUCAAAAUGAGGACGAGAAAGUCACCUUGUCGUUUCCUAGCGCCUUACAGAAAGGCUCUGGCACGUUGAAGGUAGACUUCGUCGGGGAGCUGAACGACAAAAUGAAGGGGUUCUACAGGAGUAAAUACACGGCCCCCACUGGGGAGGUCCGCUACGCCGCCGUCACUCAGUUUGAGGCUACGGAUGCUCGCAGAGCUUUCCCCUGUUGGGAUGAGCCAGCGAUUAAAGCCACCUUUGACAUCGCUCUGAUAGUUCCCAAGGACCGCGUGGCCUUGUCAAAUAUGAACGUCAUCGAUCGGAAGCCAUUCCCGGAGGACGAGAACCUGGUGGAGGUGAAGUUCGCCACCACGCCCAUCAUGUCCACGUACCUGGUGGCGUUCGUCAUCGGGGAAUACGACUUCGUGGAGAGCCAGUCGUCGGACGGCGUCACGGUGCGCGUCUACACGCCGGUCGGCAAGGCGGAGCAAGGGAAGUUUGCGCUGGAGGUUGCAACUAAGACCUUACCGUUCUACAAAGACUACUUCAGCGUUCCUUAUCCGCUGCCGAAAAUCGAUCUGAUAGCCAUCGCUGAUUUUGCUGCUGGUGCCAUGGAGAACUGGGGCCUGGUUACCUACAGGGAGACGGCACUGCUGAUUGACCCCAAGAACUCCUGCUCUUCCUCCAGGCAGUGGGUGGCGCUGGUGGUCGGACACGAACUCGCCCACCAGUGGUUCGGGAACUUGGUCACCAUGGAAUGGUGGACCCAUCUGUGGCUCAAUGAGGGAUUUGCAUCCUGGAUCGAGUACCUGUGUGUGGACCACUGCUUCCCAGAAUACGACAUCUGGACCCAGUUUGUCUCGGCCGACUACACGCGCGCUCUGGACCUGGACGCGCUGGACAGCAGCCACCCCAUCGAGGUCAACGUGGGACAUCCAUCCGAGGUGGACGAAAUCUUCGACGCCAUCUCCUACAGCAAAGGGGCGUCUGUGAUCCGGAUGCUGCACAACUGGACGGGGGACGAGGACUUCAGGAAAGGAAUGAACGCCUAUCUGCUGAAGUUCCAACAUAAGAACGCUUCGACAGAGGACCUGUGGGACUGUCUGGAACAGGCCAGCGGGAAACCCAUCGCUGAGGUGAUGAGCUCGUGGACCAAGCAGAUGGGCUUCCCCAUCAUCGUGGUGGAGGAGGAGAAGCAAGGAGACGAACGCAUCCUCAAGUUAUCUCAGAAGAAGUUCUGUGCCAGUGGACCACACAACGGUGAGAACUGCCCCAGCUGGAUGGUCCCAGUCAGCAUUUGCACCAGCGAGGACCCCAAAUGCACGAAGCUCAAGGUUCUGCUGGACAGACCCGAGACCACAGUCACCCUGAGCGGCGUGGCGCCCGACCAGUGGAUCAAGAUCAACCCCGGCACCGUGGGCUUCUACCGCAUCCAGUACAGCACGUCCAUGCUGGAGAGCCUGCUGCCGGGGGUCAGAGACCUCAGCCUGCCGCCCGUGGACCGACUCGGCCUGCAGAACGACCUCUUCUCCCUGUCUCGUGCAGGCAUGAUCAGCACGGUGGAGGUGCUGAAGCUGAUGGAGGCGUUCGUCAACGAGCCCAACUACACGGUGUGGAGCGACCUCAGCAGCAACCUGGGGGUGCUGUCCUCGCUGCUGUCCCACACAGACUUCCACGAGGACAUCCAGGAGUUCAUCCGGGACCUCUUCACCCCCAUCGGCCUGGAGCUCGGCUGGGACUGCAAGCCGGGGGAAGGUCACCUGGACGCCCUGCUCAGAGGUCUGGUGCUGGGGAAGCUGGGGAAGGCGGGUCACAAACCCACGCUGGAGGAGGCCCGGCGGAGAUUCAGGGACCACGUGGAGGGCAAGCAGGUGCUGCCUGCCGACCUGCGCAGCCCGGUGUAUCUAACGGUGCUGAAGCACGGAGACAGCGCCACGUUGGACACAAUGAUGAAGCUCCACAAACUAGCAGACAUGCAGGAGGAGAAGAAUCGCAUCGAGCGAGUGCUCGGCGCCAUCUCCGCCCCCGACCUCAUCCAGAAAGUCCUCAGCUUCGCCCUCUCGGAAGACGUGCGUCCCCAGGACACGGUCUUUGUCAUCGGGGGCGUGGCCGGCAGCAGCAAACAAGGCCGGAAAGCGGCCUGGAAGUUUGUCAAGGACAACUGGGAGGAGCUUUACAACCGCUACCAGGGCGGCUUCCUCAUAUCACAGCUCAUCAAGUACACCGUCGAUGGAUUUGCGAUCGACAAAAUGGCCGCUGAAGUGAAGAGCUUCUUUGAGAGCCACCCGGCGCCGUCGGCUGAGCGCACGGUGCAGCAGUGCUGCGAGAACAUCAACCUCAACGUGGCCUGGCUGAAGCGCGACGCCGACGACAUCGCUCAGUAUCUACUGAAGCGCAAAGGCCCCCCUGUCUGAGGCCCCCCCCCCCCUCCUCCCUCCAGAGCGGACCCUCCAGCAUCACAGCCCCCCCCCCACCCCACUGCAGAUCAGAGCUGGAGACCAGCGCGUAUUUACAGCAAGCUUAAUUACUCUCAAACUGUGGAUCAAGAACGCAAAGCCAAGAAUUUAACACCGUGGUGGAAACACAAAGACUUUCUACGUCCAACCAAACAAAGUCAUUGUAGUCGGACCAGCAAUGUAGUUUUGCCCCAUUCUGCCUCCAAACUAACGCUGCCCCCCCCCCCCACCCCCCUCCACAGACACUUUCAUCAAUCUCUGCGUCACCACCACCUUCAAAUUCUCCUGCUGCCACUCAUUUUGAAUGCAUGACUUGUGAUUUGCUGCUUUCGUUUACUCCGGUUUGUUUUCUGUACAAACGGGUUAUUUUGUUGUAGUUUUUUUUUCUUUUUGAAUUUCACACCCCUCUGUACCCCCCCCCCCCCCCUCCCCUCCCCAGUUAUCAUUAAGUAAUUCACACCUCCUCCUGCUCAUUGGGCCCCCCAGAGCGUAGUGGUGUUGUAGCUAGCAUGAGGCUAGAGGCUAGCAUGGUACGUUGUCAACUGUGGGAUGAGUUUUAUUUUUUUUGUUUUGCAGACAAUGUUAUUAAAAAAAAAAAAACUUUUGUAUAGUGAACAAACACAUUUGAUCCCCCCCCCAAAUGAAACAAAAAUAUUGCCAUGUUUUAUAAAACAUCCAAUGCAGUGAUUAUUUUAAUUUAAGAUGCUGAUGGUCUUUUUAUUCUGAGGAGUGAGACGUGCUGUCAGUGGGGUUCUGGUGGGACGCCACGGAUCGACUGGACUGAGCCUGGAGGCCUCGAACCGACCGGUUUGAGGUAAAUAUUUAUCGCUGAAGGGGUGAAAAAUAGAUUUCCACAUAACGUCAAAUGUAUCUAAUGUGACAGAUUAUGCAGACUUGUUGAACGAGUAUAUCUAUAUAGAAUUUACUAUUUGAUGUGGGUUCUUUUUUUUUUUUUUAACUUACCAACCCAGAGACGUCCCACCUGUCUGAGACCUCAACCCUCCCCCCCCACCCUACACACACACACACACACACAGAGCCCUGACAUUUCUUUUUUGUUUUGUUUAAAAACUACAGUUGGUGUUCAUUAAAGUGAAAAAAAAAAGGAUUAUAAAAAGAAAUGAUGUUAAAAACGUGGAGAAGUUUAUUCUAACGAUUUGAAGUGUGAGGAAACAUUUUAAAAGGGUUUGUUUUUCUUCUCACUUGGGGAUCAUCUCAUGACUAAUGGAUGAAACGGCACCGAAACGCGUGUAAAAAGAAAUCAAAUAACAGACCUCCCGUCCACACCGUUUGGUUUCAGUGAGGCUUUGUUUAGACGUAGUUUAUCUACUUUAUUUGGUGUUUUCUAUUUCUCCUGAUGGAUCAGAAUUUGUAGUUCUGACUUGAAGACGCUGGACUGAUUUGAAUCACCUAUCUGUCGCCAUGAGACAUUCUCAGUGGGUCACAGCCGUCAAUCCUACUCGUCUGGACUGGAGGGAAUGAGAGGUCAAAGGUGAAGACGUCCUGAGGGUUUUGGAGUAGCACGUUGUGGUAAUUCAAUGAAUUGACCGUUGUAGCGGGGGGGGGGGGGGGUGAACGCAGAGUAUUGUCACCUCCACACCAAGAGGCUGCAGCUGCUCCUUAUGUGAAGGAGUUUAUUUGCUUUGUAUAUUUUAGCCUUGUCAUGUGAGGAUAAUGUGUACUUUUUUUUAUUAGCUUUCUAAAGAGUGAUUUAUGUACAUGAAUCAACGAAACCACUGCAGGUUCACUGCAGUUAGACUAAAUAUAACUAAGGAUAUAAACAUAGUUAAAUAUAACUAAGGAUAUAAACGAUAACAAAGGAUAUAUAAGAGGGCUGUUUGUGUUUAUAACACUGGGAAAGUUCUGCAUUCAUAAUAUUUGUUAAAUAAAGUGCAUGUAUUAGUAUAUAAUAUCCAAAGUACAGAUUAUGCAAAGUGGUCAAUUUCAGAAUAUAGUGAAUUAAAAACAUUGGAGUAUAA